Austrofundulus limnaeus is the source of this 3199-nucleotide messenger RNA. It is a transcript of the gene foxf1, whose product is annotated as forkhead box F1. Bases 535 to 1674 code for a protein of 379 amino acids. Gene Ontology annotation, molecular function: RNA polymerase II cis-regulatory region sequence-specific DNA binding; DNA-binding transcription factor activity, RNA polymerase II-specific. The transcript is spliced from 2 exons. The record is from RefSeq and is a predicted model, not a curated record. Gene Ontology annotation, biological process: regulation of transcription by RNA polymerase II; animal organ morphogenesis. Gene Ontology annotation, cellular component: nucleus. Lineage: Eukaryota; Metazoa; Chordata; Actinopteri; Cyprinodontiformes; Rivulidae.
UUAUUAUCUAAUGCCUAUUAUAAUACUUUCUCAUAAAUGUGUGGGAUAGAACCCAUAUUUCUGUGUUUUUACACAAAUGAAAGCAUUUCGAAGAGAGCGGGGGAAAAAAGGAAAAAGAAAAGUGAGCGCACGCAGAUGUGCAUGCUCACAGCCCACCGCUGGAGUAGGAGGGGAUCUGGGCGGGUCCCAACAUCAGGAUGACAAGACCUCCAGCUUCCAAUGCGCCGAUGGCAACAGAUAAGUAAAAAGUGAGCUCCUCGGACGCACGACGACACACCAAGCGAAGUGGAAAGCGGCUCUUGUUCUGCUCCUUGUGUCACAGCGGACGUUGCGCUCCAGACUGCAGCGGGACUGAACCAGAACCGAACAGUUCAGAAGGAAGACGCGCGCUUUUUUUCUUCUUUUGCCUUUGGUCGUUGUUUUUUUUUUUUUUUUAAUUCUCCUAUGUUGGCGAAGUAUUAUCAAACUGUUUAGWGUUCAACGGGCGGAGAGCUGAUUUCUUUGUCAUUUCCGAGACUAAAUCUAGUCAAUCUAAUGACGGCAGAGGUCCAGCAGCCCCCCGCGCAGACUCCUGCUCAGAGCAGCCCCAUGUCUGCUCCGGAGAAGCCGCACGGACAGACGGUGGUGAUGGAAACCGCUUCCUCCACGACGAAAACCAAAAAAACCAACGCGGGGAUCCGACGACCAGAGAAGCCCCCUUACUCCUACAUAGCCCUGAUAGUCAUGGCGAUCCAGAGCUCUCCGACCAAGCGCUUGACUUUGAGUGAAAUCUACCAGUUCCUGCAAAGUCGCUUCCCGUUUUUCAGGGGCUCAUAUCAGGGAUGGAAGAACUCCGUGCGUCACAACUUGUCCCUGAACGAGUGCUUCAUCAAGCUGCCCAAAGGCCUCGGUCGACCAGGGAAGGGCCACUACUGGACUAUCGACCCGGCCAGUGAGUUCAUGUUCGAGGAAGGCUCCUUUAGAAGGAGGCCCCGGGGCUUCAGGCGCAAGUGCCAGGCCCUGAAGCCCAUGUACAGCAUGAUGAACGGCCUGGGAUUCAACCACAUCCCCGAGUCCUACAACUUCCAGGGCAGCGGCGGGGGUCUGUCCUGCCCGCCCAACACUUUGUCUCUGGACAGUGGGAUCGGGAUGAUGAAUGGACACCUGGCCGGUAACAUGGACGGGAUGGCUCUGUCCGGUCACUCCAUGUCCCACUUGUCCGCGAACGGCGGACAUUCCUACAUGGGGAGCUGCACGGGAUCCACCGGGAGCGAUUAUCCCCACCACGACAACUCCGCCUCCCCUCUGCUCACCAGCGGGGGAGUCAUGGAGCCUCACCCCGUCUACUCGAGCUCAGCCUCGGCCUGGGCCCCGGCCCCCUCGGCCUCACUCAACAACGGGGCUUCUUACAUCAAACAGCAGCCUUUGUCCCCCUGCAACCCAGGAGCCAACAGCCUGCAGCCCAGUUUGCCCACACACUCACUGGACCAGUCGUACCUGCACCAGAACGGCCACAGCACAGACUUACAAGGUAUCCCUCGGUACCACUCCCAGUCCCCCAGCAUGUGCGACCGAAAGGAGUUCGUGUUCUCCUUUAACGCCAUGACGUCCUCGGCCAUGCACUCAUCGAGCAACGGCUCCUACUACCACCACCAGCAGGUCUCCUACCAGGACAUCAAGCCCUGCGUCAUGUGAUCCACAUGACCCAAACACCUGCCGAGGUGUCACACAGGACCCGAGCCGGGCCGCGGGACGAACUAAUGUGAGAAUCAAAACUGACCGCUGAGUUCUGCACAGCCCGACCGGACCCGGCUCGGCUCGGCUCGGCUCGGCCCGGCCCGGCCCGGCCCGGCACGGGGAAAGAGAGCGCAUCGCUCCCAGUCAGAACCCGGACCUCGUCUGUGUGUUUUACGCACAGACACGGAGACAAGGACAACCACAACAACAAACCUGAUAUUAAUAAUAUAUGAUAAUACAAACUUUUUAAAGCUUUCAACAUUGAGCAGCGGAGUAAAAAAAAAAAAAAUAAUUAAAAAAAAAAACUGACUGGAAACCCAGCUGCUGUUUGGUACUUUAGUCCUGCAGAGCAGAUGACUUCUUUCACAGUUUUCAUGUUAAUUCAUCCAAAAUACGCGCACGUCCUUUUGUCUAUUAUCUUUUUACAAUAUUUUCCUUGUUGUUGAUGAUUAAAACCAAAGUUCUCUUUUUUUGAACUAUCAAUCGAAGUCAAAUUCUGAAAUAUWCUUCUGAACAUUAUUAUUUAGGCCAAAAUACUGUGUACAGAAAAUAUGGCACUUUUUAAAAAAUAUAAGCGCAAGUGUUGUUUUAUUUAUUCCGUAGGAUUAGAUUUUAAUUUCAGGCGAAUUGGCCAAGAAGUUACAUGCUUUAUUGGCAAUAUUUGUCAGAAUGCUUAUGAUUUGUGUAAAAAAAAAAAAUGUAAGCACUGUGUUCUUUGUAUGAAGACCUUUUUUUUUCCAGCACAGUAUUCUGGAUAUAUAAAUAAGGGGGGCUGUUAAGCUCAAUAAAUCACUAAAACAGAACUAUUUGAAUUUUAUGCAUAUCUGAAAACAAAACAAAAAAUAAUAAAAAUAAAAAUAAUAAUUAAUAAAAGCAACACUAGAUUUUUUUAAAAAAAGGAGAUUGGGUCUGUUUUGUUUAAUAARUAUCACAGCAGUAAUAAUAAACUUUGCAUUUCAGUUAGUUCGACUCAGGUAUUAACUGRACCAAAUUCAACUUAAAAGCACACAAGUAAUGCCUGAUAUUGUAAUUUAUAUCUACAAGAUUUUUUUCUAUAAUUGCAUUUACUGAUUUAUAAUAAAAAAUUUUGAAAAAGUGAGUAACGAAAAUGGAUGGAUGGAAAAUGCCUUUUUUAAAGUUUAGUGUUAUUAUGGCUACCAACAAAUGUGUGCAGAAAUUAUUGCCAAAUAAAUCAGAAUCAGGUCUUACUUGUAAUCUGAAUGCAGUUUGUUCUGCUGUUUUCCUAUUUAACAAAAAAAUAAAYAAAAUAAAAUAAUUGGACCAGAAAUAUUUUUAUGUUUUUAAUAUAGACCAGAAGUAAAUAUAAUAAAAGAUGCUGAUUUGAAGAAUUCCAGUUGUUUUCAGGAACAUUAGAGAAUGUGUUGAAAAUUUUUAACAAGAACAUAAGGAAGAUCUGUUUUACUCAUUUUAAAAUGCCUCAUUUUGUACAGCAAUCACUAUUAAUUAAAGUMUAAAAUUAAUA